GCGGACUCAGCUGGUUGUCAGCGCGCUUUGAAAUCAAUUCCCUUAAAAACAAAACCGAAAUCGUCUUUAAAACCGUGCUCGUCAUUUUUGUAUAUCGUAACGUGUUUAAGCGUGAAUAUUUGAACUCAAAGAAAAAUAAACUGAACUCGACGCAAACAGUGAAAUUGUGCCUAAAAUUGUGUCAAUACAAUGUUGGAGUUUUAUCCAAUGCCCACGAACCUGAAUCAAGUCGGUAGCAGUUUGUAUUCGCUGCAACAGAAUCAUGGCGGUGCACGUUUCCUGGACAGUCCGAGUGCAACGGGCGCCAAUGUAAACAGCAACAUGACAUCCGCCUGCUUGUCCAACAGCAAUCACAAUAACAACAACAGCAACAGCAACAUUGCCGGAAACAACAAUUCGAUAGCAACAGCUUCAUUAACGGCUGCUGUAAUUUCCUCGCAGCAGCAGCAGCAGCAACAACAUCAACACGCGGUCUCGCCAGCGCCAAUUAACAGCUGCCCAACGCCCACAGGUCAUAGUCUGAGUCUCAGUCACAAUCACAGUCUCAGUCCCAGCAACAGUAACAACAACAACAACAAUAACAACAGCAACAAGAACCAAAACUCUGCCUGCAACACAUUAACAGCUGCUGCUGCCGCAGGAACGGCAACAGCAGCAGUCUCUGCCCCAACAUCAUCAACAGCAGCAUCAGCAGCAGCAUCGGCAGCGGCGCCCGGAGUUGGAGCCACGGCAACGACGGCGACAGCGACGUCAGCAUCGGCUUCGGCAUCAGCAUCGGCAUCGAAAUUGUCUGCUGAUUGCAGUGGACGCACAGAAGUGGGCCACAUCAAGUGCGAGAAGAACUAUGAACUGUGUGAGGGUUGCGGACAGAAGAUCCAUGAUCGCUAUCUGAUGAAUGUGGGCGAUGCCAAUUGGCAUGAACAAUGCCUCGCUUGCUGCUACUGUGGCAUGCAACUGCAUCACACGUGCUACGUGCGCAACUCGAAGCUCUAUUGCAAACUGGACUACGAUCGACUGUUUGGUGUCAAAUGUGCCGCCUGUUGUCACGCCAUUUUGCCCCAGGAGCUGGUCAUGCGCCCCAUACCCAACUACGUAUUCCAUUUGCCCUGCUUCGUGUGCUAUGCCUGCCGGCUACCGCUGCAGAAGGGCGAGCAGUUCAUGCUGCGGGAUGGGCAGCUCUUCUGCUUUCGCCAUGACCUCGAGAAGGAGAUGUUUCUAGCGGCAGCUGCGGCACAACAUUGCGGCUUUGUGGGCCUGGAUGAGGAGGAUUUGCUUCGGCCACGCGAUGGCAGACGUGGUCCCAAGCGACCACGUACCAUUCUGACGUCGCAGCAGCGCAAACAGUUCAAGGCCUCGUUUGAUCAGUCACCGAAACCGUGCCGCAAGGUGCGCGAGGCGCUGGCCAAGGACACGGGACUGUCGGUGCGUGUGGUGCAGGUUUGGUUCCAAAAUCAGCGGGCCAAGAUGAAGAAGAUACAGCGCAAGGCGAAGCAGAAUGGCAGCUCAUCCGGUGCAUCGGGCAAUGGACGUGGCGGCAAUGGAAAUGGAAGCGCAAGUGCCUCCGAUGACAAGGAUGCCAGCGAGAAGGAGGAGAAGUGCGUCAAGCAGGAGCUUGGCGUAGACAAUGUGAGCUUCUUGGGUGGCAUGGACAGCGCCUUUGCCAGCCAGCCACUGAAUCCCAACUUGCCCUUCUCACCCGAUGACUAUCCAGCCAAUUCGAAUGACAGCUUCUGCAGCUCAGAUCUAUCACUCGAUGGAAGCAACUUUGAUCAGCUAGAUGAUGAUGCCGAUUCGCUGUCGCUGAACAAUUUGGAACUGCAAUCGACCAGCUCGUCGGGGAAUCACAAUCAACAUUCGAAUCCGCACGAUAUGCUGGCCAAUCUGAACACGAGCCUUAUCAAUCCCAUCGACAAGCUGUAUCUCAUGCAGAACUCGUACUUUAGCUCCGAUCAUUAAGCAGCAGCACAUUGCAUUUCUUUGCUGGCAUCGGCAUCUCGUAGUCUAUACGAAUUUAUUAGUGUUUAGAGCGUCACAACGUCAGUUUGAACAUUCGGCAACAUGCAACAUGAAAAGUUGAGCGAUUUUAAGAACAAGAAAACAAAAAAAACAAAAACCAAAAAAAAUAUAUAUAUAAAUUGUGAUUUUUAAGCUAAACGAAGUUUUUAAGGGAAUUCGCAUUACGUGCAUUAGCUCGAUAUAAACGAGAUGUAAUGCACACACAGUAUGUACGAGAUAUAUUGUUAGUUUGAACUGAGUAAGUAGCACUACCAAAGGUUAAAUCCACAUGAGCCUAUGUUUGUAUAUAGUUUUAGACCCAAAACAAUUGUUAUAAAAAUGUAACUUAAAUUAAAAAAGAAAAAACAGUCAUUAAAUUA
Molecule: messenger RNA, 2375 nt
Organism: Drosophila albomicans
Lineage: Eukaryota; Metazoa; Arthropoda; Insecta; Diptera; Drosophilidae
Gene: Lmx1a
Product: LIM homeobox transcription factor 1-alpha
Exons: 3
Coding region: 190-1956 (588 amino acids)
Biological process (GO): regulation of transcription by RNA polymerase II; neuron differentiation
Cellular component (GO): nucleus
Molecular function (GO): RNA polymerase II transcription regulatory region sequence-specific DNA binding; DNA-binding transcription factor activity, RNA polymerase II-specific
Source: RefSeq, a predicted model, not a curated record